This is a messenger RNA of Xyrauchen texanus (razorback sucker), 9661 nucleotides long. RefSeq names its product SET domain containing 2, histone lysine methyltransferase (gene setd2). The record is from RefSeq and is a predicted model, not a curated record. Gene Ontology annotation, cellular component: chromosome; nucleus. The transcript has 23 exons. NCBI's taxonomy places the organism in Eukaryota, Metazoa, Chordata, Actinopteri, Cypriniformes, Catostomidae. The coding region runs from base 486 to 8243 and encodes 2585 amino acids. Gene Ontology annotation, biological process: regulation of DNA-templated transcription. Gene Ontology annotation, molecular function: histone H3K36 methyltransferase activity; protein binding.
GGACAGUGCAUGUCGAUCUCCGUCUUCACGGCAUGAGCUGCUCGGAGAGAGGAGGAGCCGCAACCGGUGCAUCGUAUAUCGACUCAACUAGUAAUCUGAGGUUGCCCCGAUUGUCUGCUGCUGCCCACACCAUGAAACAAAAACGAUGGUGCACCCAUCAGCCCGCUUCGUACGAAUGAAACAGAGUCGUCGUCGAAUGGGAUCAUCGUGGACCGAGCAUUAAAUGAAAGCGUAUGGAUUUAACUGUAGGCUGAAUUGUGUUUACGGGAGCAGUUUGUUGCCCCGUGUGGAUUUGACGUCUGUGUGGAUGUUCAGGAAAAAACAAGUAAAAGAGGUUGCCAUUAUUGUCCUGGAAGAUGGAUUGCUUCGCUGAAUGGGAGAAGUACCCGAUGUGUGACAUCACAUCAGAGAGCAUUCUACUCUGAGUUGGUUUGCCCAAGUGUUGCAGCUUCCUUCAAGCUGCUCUGCAUCUAAUCUGCCUCAAAAUGGAUGCUUUUGUGAAUCCUGAGCUCAGAGAAGAUGUAAAUGACUGUUCGAUCAAGGUUGAAAACCUUGCGAAGCAAGUCAUAUUCAAAGGCCUUGCCCCUAGGGUCAUAUUGUCCAACCAUUUUCUUCAUAAGGGAACCAAGGCAAAGGUAAACCUUGAGGAACAGGGCCGACAGAAAGUCUCCUUCAGCUUCACGCAGAUUAAGAAACCACGUCAGAACUUAUUUCUAACCCCACCAAGCCCCGAGAAAUCUACAAGUGAACGCUCUUCACUGCAAGCUGGGACCUUAACCACUUCCGAUCUUGCUGGACAAAGCGAUGAAACCAAGAAUGUGGAUACAAAUUAUCCUACAGUGGGCGAGUCCCUGACAACACACCCCUCAGUAUCCUUCCCAGUCAAAUCAAAACAUGAUCUUGGAAAGAUGCAUUUUAAGAAACAGAUCCUCGGUGUGACUGUUGUUGAGGAUAACUCGAUUGUCAGCACUGAGUCAGCAGAGAUUUUGGAGCCAGCGGUCUUGGAGUCAGACAAAAUUAGAUCUUUAGCCAAGGCUGAAACUGAAACCAUAUUGCAACAGUCUCACAAGAACUCUGUCAUUGAUAAUUCUUCUGAUAAAGUUCUGAAAUAUGGAAAACCUCAGGAUAAAUUAGACUCUUGCCUUAAGGGUUCUGUUUCUUCCCAAAUUAGAAAGGAAGAUGCAGAUUGUUCCAUUAUAUCUGAGCAUGAGGAUGGCAGAAAAUUCCAUCCCCGAUUGGACAGCACUCUUCCAGGUUCAGAGUCUGAUGGGGAUUCAAUCCAGACAUCCUCUAGCCAAAAGUCUAGUAGUCUGAGAAAUAUAGUAAAAACUGAAUGCCAGAGUAAAGCAACCAAAAGAUCCUAUAAUUCAAAAACGGAGGAGUCUGAAAAAUCAAGGUCCGAUAGGAAAGACGACGACGACAAGGAGUCUAGUCGUUCAAAAGCUGAUCGUGACUUCAGGCACAUAUCGUCAAGAUCUUCUCGUUCUGACAGAGACAGAAGGAGGACCAAAAGUCGGUCACGGUCUAGAUCUCGAGGUUGUAGAACUAGUUCUUAUUCCAGAUCUGAGAGAUCAAGGAGUGACAGACAGUUAAGGUCAGAUAGAUCACAUUACCAUGAUUCUGAGAGGAGGUUCCAUAGAAGUUCUCCACAUCGAGAAACGAGAAACUCGCGUUCUCGAACCGAUGGCCGAUCUCGUGAUAGCUCGGACUCUGAGGACGACCACAGACGGACAAGGAAUCGAGGUAGUGACACAAGCCGAUCCUCCGCUUACUCUAGCUCACAAAAAGAUUCAAAAUCAUCUUCUCACUCCAGAUCCCACAGGGACUCAAAACCCACAGACUGUUCUCGAGUCAGAGAACAAUCAGAGUCGGACAAAAGAUCACAGCAUUCGAAAUCAGAACGGUCUUAUAGACGAUCUGGUGGCUCAGAAUCCAAUAAAAAGAGCUCUCCUGAAGCAGAAGUUGUUGACAGGAAAUCCAGUACCCAUUCGAAAUCUGAGAUCAAUACUAAAACCUCUAAUUCCAACUCAGCUACCUCAUCACAAACAUCUGAGAAGAAGGUCCAGAAAAAUAGUGGCAGUUCUGACUCUGAUGAAGAUCAUAGACAAAAAUCUCAAUCACAAGGGUCAGAGAGGUCAUUUGGAUCUGGUACAUCCUCCAGAAAAACAGGUACAGCAGACAACAAGACUUUAAAUAAAGUAGCUGGAACAGAGAGACAAUCAACAGACAGAUUAAGUAAUGAUACAAAACAGUCACAGUUAGUUUCCAGUCAAGUUGUUCCUCAGAGGGAAUGCAGCAGAGUUGGUUCUGAACCUUUGUAUGAUAACUGCACUAAUUCUAAACACAGUUUUCAACCAGUGCAUGAUGAUUCAAACAAACUUAAUUUGGUCGCAACUCAAACCGAGCAUCAACAACCAAACCAAGAUCUUAGCAGUUUUGGAAAGUCCACAAAUGGCCCUGAGAGUCACAAGACAGUUGAGACAUUGAAGGAAUCAAGUUCUAUGACAAGUACAAGUCUGAGUGGUCCUGUAAAGCAAAUUGAGACUCCAGUCCAGAGAGAUGCUCUGACAGAAGAACAGACUGAGCCAUUUUUUGCAGGCCACACUCCUGUUCAGGUUUCUGUAGAAUCCCUGGCAGACCCUCUUUCCGUGAAAGAAUUAGCACCUGGAGGAUGCCUGAAAUUAAACACUAAACUGGAUGGGUCAUCGCUACUCAUUAGUAAAAUCAGUACGUCUGUCACACCAAGUUCUAAAUCUUGUGAAAAUGAUUCUAAGCAGCUCAGUGUGAAGCCUGAAAAACCUUAUAGUGAGAAUUUGAAAAGAGAUGGUAGUUCUAAAAAAUCACGAUGGGACAUUGUUGGUCAAGAUGUUUCAGAAUCAAAAUCUGAUGAUCAAAACUUGGUGAGUGCAGAUGUUUCUGCUAUGAAAAUGGUCAUUUCAGCGAGGAAAAUAGAGUUCAGCAAUGAUGCAAACCCUGAUGAAUCUUAUAAACAAAAACAGAACUCUGAAGUACAUUCUAAAAAAUCUAUAGAAGAACACAACAGAGAAAUUACCUCUGUUGAAUUUAGUGAAACAAUAAGUUCUCAUCCAUCUGACCUUGGAACCCAACAUAAUCAUGAUGAACAUAUUGUCAAACCGCUUGUAAAUCAGGUUUUUGAAAUUCCUAGUGAUCAUCUUAAUGAUGAGCAAAUCAAUGUAGACAAACCUAAGCCUGAAACUCAUGACCACGAUCAGUUAAACCAUCAUGGUAAAUGUGAGUACAGUGACAGUGAAGAUUCUGACUCUGAUUUAGAUGAUGGACAGGUCUCAAAGCGGUUACACUCAGUGGUCGUUGUGCCAAAAAAUUCAACUAUUGCUCUUGAGAACGACGUGACUGAACCGUCUCCCGGAGCCUCCGUAUUCCCUGGCCAACAGCAGCUAACAGCACAAAUGGUUGGUACAGAUGAAGACAUCAAUAGGGAGUUUGCUUAUGAAUUUAACUCUCAGCCAAAGCUUGAAGAAUUAUCUACUCCACUCUUUAAGGCCGGUGAACAAACUGCAAUGCAAAGUGCAGAUGUUAAAUGUCAAUCUACUUGCUCUGCCAGUGUGCCGUACCAAUCGCAGAGCAACAUGGUUGACAGCACCAGCCAUUCAGAGGCCACCAAUCCUCAUGUGGACAAGAACUGGAAUGCCCAAGAAAGACCAAAUGUCUAUGCCCAAAUGAGCCAAGCUUCUGUUCAGAAUUCUGAGAAAAUAUGCAACAUGAAAUUGGCUCACCAUCAGUACCUUGAAAGUCUAGAUAUUUGGAAUGGAAGGAAAGGAGUUAAACAGCUGUAUGGGAACUCCGAUGACUUUAGUGAUGGGAAGGUUUAUAACUUGGGCUGGGACUUUAACCAGUCAGAACUGCCCAGCAGUACAUUUCAGCAACCGGACAGCAGUCAUGGCACUGAACGCCUGCCAAAGCUAGGAAUUGCUCUUUUUGAGAGCAUUCACAGACAAGAUUCAUGGGCUCAGCCUUCGAUCUCCAAUACCAGCAGACCAUUCAACAAGUAUGUGCCUUUUCAGUAUCAUGACUCGGUUAACCAGAUCCAUCCAGACUCGCUGACCAAUGACCAUGAUGAGGAAGGUGAGGAAAGGAUCAUGGGUCUUAAACGAGAAUCUGUCUUAUCUGCAGACCCUCCAGGGUCAUCUCCAUUUGUUCAAGCCCAUGAGAUAAGUAGCAAUUGUAGCUUCACCAUGGAGAGUCAGAACAUCUCAGAAGCUCCUAGAGAAGACCACCAAAAGCCUCAUAGAGGAAGGGGCCCUCCCAAGAAGAGACGUCAAGACUUUGAAUCUGAAUCGGAUAAUGAGGCAGAGGCUGGCUUAACCAGUAAAAGGGAGUGUUUGAAUGAGAGCUCAAGGGGUGCUAGAGAGACUAAGGAAACAAUUGAGCAAACUCAAGUGGCACGGCGGCCACUGCUCAGUCUAAAAAACUUCCAGGACCCAUUUGUGUGGAGGGAAAAGGCAAAACAGAAAAAGAUGCCACCUUACUUUGACCUCAUUGAAGAGAAUUUGUAUCUGACAGAACGCAAGAAGAAUAAGUCUCAUCGAGACAUCAAGCGAAUGCAGUGUGAAUGUGCCAUCCUCUCGAGAGAAGAGCGUUCCCGAGGAAUAAUGGCAUGUGGAGAGGACUGCCUCAAUCGCCUGCUAAUGAUUGAAUGCUCAUCCCGGUGUUUAAAUGGAGGAUAUUGCUCCAACCGACGCUUUCAAAUGAAACAGCAUGCAGACUUUGAGGUCAUUUUGACAGAGAGCAAAGGCUGGGGCUUACGAGCAGCCAAAGACCUACAGCCGAACACCUUUGUUUUAGAAUACUGUGGAGAAGUUUUGGAUCACCGGGAAUUUAAGGCACGGGUGAAGGAGUAUGCUCGAAACAAGAACAUUCACUAUUAUUUCAUGGCUUUGAAGAAUAAUGAGAUCAUUGAUGCCACGCUGAAAGGAAACUGUUCUCGUUUCAUGAAUCACAGCUGUGAACCCAACUGUGAGACUCAAAAAUGGACUGUGAAUGGCCAGCUCAGAGUUGGCUUUUUCACCACCAAAGCUGUUUUAGCUGGGACAGAGCUCACUUUUGAUUAUCAGUUCCAGAGAUAUGGGAAAGAGGCCCAGAAAUGUUUCUGUGGGGCUCCAAGCUGUCGUGGAUUAAUUGGUGGGGAAACUCGGGUCAGUGUGCGAGCAGCAGGUGGGAAGAAACAGAAAGAACGUUCACGGAAAAAAGAAACUGACAGUGGUCUUACCACGUUGGAUGAGGAGCUGGAGGCUCUGCAGGAGAACGGAGAAGGCUUAUGUGGAGAGAAAGAUGUAAUCUCACUCUGCAGGCUCAUGGUGCGAGUGGAGACGAUGGAGCAACGACUCACCUGCCUUAAACUCAUCAAGAAUACCCAGAAUCCCUUGUGUCUGAAGCAGUUUUUGGAUCACCAUGGCCUUUCACUGCUGUGGAUAUUUAUGGUUGAACUUUCUGAGGCUAAGAGCAACUCUGUAAACAACAUUAAACUACAGUUGGAGAUAAUGAAAGCACUAGCAGUUCUGCCCAUCUCUACGAAAAACAUGCUGGAGGAGAGCCGUGUGCUGCAGUUUAUCCAGCGCUGGGCUCAGAGCCGGCCACUUAGCCAACCUGCAGAACAGGAUGGCUACUCCAGUGAGAGCACCUCACGUGCCCAAACCCCACUCAACACCCCUGAUGGUCCACCAGCUAAGCUGGCCACUGAGAUGGACGGAGACACUCCCAAGCGGGCAGUCUACCGUAGAUUGAAGAUUAUCAGUGAGAACAGUGUGGACAGUGCCCUUUCAGAUACCAGUAAGGCUUCGGAUGGGAAAGAGGAGGAGGAGGAUGAGGAAGACAUGGAGGAUGAGUCUUCACAGUUGGAACCCACGAUUGAUAGGUCAGUGAAGGUGGAAAGCAUUGAAGCACCUGGUGAGAAUCAAGCCAAGGUUGAGCCCGUGUUAAAAGGGGAAAUGCCUGAGGGUGGAGAGAUCAUGCUUUCAAGGUCCAAAGUAAUAGUUGGUGAGGGAGAGACACUCAACGCACAAGAAUCUGAAGUGCAACUGCUCUGUGAGAGUGAGGAACAACCCUCCACUCAGGGUGAUGAGAAGCUGGCGGAAGAGCCCGAGAGUCAGGAGGUGGCGGAAGAGCCCGAGGGUCAGGAGGUGGCGGAAGAGCCCGAGGGUCAGGAGGUGGCGGAAGAGCCCGAGGGUCAGGAGGUGGCGGGAGAGCCCGAGGGUCAGGAGGUGGCGGGAGAGCCCGAGGGUCAGGAGGUGGCGGGAGAGCCCGAGGGUCAGGAGGCUGGAACUUUGGCUGUUCCAGCAGAGGGUGCUGCAGUGGGGACACCCUCACAAGAUGAGGAAGAGGUCCUAUCUGAUGUAGAGAGUGAGCGGAGUCAGGAGCCACAAGUCCGGGCUUCUGAUAUUAGUGACAUGGCUGCCCGUCUGCUGGAAAGCUGGAAAGACUUAAAGGAGGUUUACAGGAUACCAAAGAAGAGCCAGGUUGAAAAAGAGUCAAAUGAUCGCAGUCGAGAUCGUGAAGCACUGAUGACCCCUCGGACGCCUUCAAGCAGUCGAGAGAGAGAGCGAGAAAGAGAGAGGGAGCGUGAUCGAGAACGGGAAAGAGACUGGGAGCGUGAGCGGGAUUGGGACCGUGAGCGGGAUGGAGAGAGAUCGACCAUUCGUAGUGCAGAUAGGAAAAGGCGACGAGGCUCCACCUCCCCUCUGCCGCCUUCAGUUUAUGAGAGGAGCAACCGCAGAAAUGAUGACCGUUAUGAACAGGCCAACAGCAGCAAGAAGAAACUGCACUCGAAAGAGUCUCGUAACAAGCUGUCGACAGAGGAACGACGAAAGCUCUUUGAGCAGGAAGUGGCUCAGCGUGAGGCCCAGAAACAGCAGCAACAACAACAACAGCAGCAACAACAACAUCAGCAACAACUGCAGACUCUUGCAUUCCACCCACUGGCCUACACCUCCAGUCCAAGCUUCAUGUCCUACCCACCCGGAUACCCUAUCCAGACCUAUGUGGAUCCCACCAAUCCCAACGCAGGCAAAGUGCUCUUGCCCACACCUGCUGUGGAGCCUCUCUGUGUCACCCCAACAGCUGGUGGUGCUGCUGUUACCUUUGAACAAACACCUACUCAACCUAUAAUUUCAGAUUUAGGUCUAGCCUCACCCUCUUCCACCACCCAGGCCAUACCUACCUCCAGUUUGGCACACAUACCUACUUCUCUGGAGCUUUCUUCAGGCACACAGACUCAGCAGUUUGUCCAGCCUGCUGUGCCUGCGCAGGACCUGAGCUUAUCUGUCCUGUCCGUGCCUGUGCAAACAGCCAGUCCACAGAUCCAGAGUCAGCAGGGCUACACCACACUCUGGGACCCCAACACACAGCAAGCAGUUACUGUGCAGACACAGCCGACCCAGCAGUAUUCCACGACCGCACAGCCUCAGACUGCCAUCUACUACCAGGGUCAGCCCUGCCAAACCAUCUAUAGCAUUCCUGCCGGCUACCCACAGACCAACACUCCUGUCAUACAGACAUACACUGAGCCAGCCACCAGCUACUUGCAUGGUCAGCCGGUGUACACUGGUCAUCAGCAGGGUGUGGUUGUGCAGCAGGGAGGCACCGUCACAACAAUCGUCACAUCUCAAACAGUUCAACAGGAAAUGAUCGUACCCAACAGCAUUAUUGACCUUCCACCCCCCUCUCCUCCCAAACCUAAAACCAUUGUCCUGCCUCCCAGCUGGAAGGUGGCACGAGAUCCAGAGGGCAGAAUAUAUUACUACCACAUCAUCACCAGGCAAACACAAUGGGAUCCUCCCAGCUGGGACGGGACAACAGAGGAGGCCAGUGUGGAACAUGAGGCUGAGAUGGACCUAGGGACGCCCACGUACGAUGAAAAUCCCUCAAAGUUCUCUACAAAGACAGCUGAGGCGGACACAUCCAGUGAGCUAGCCAAAAAAAGCAAAGAUGUCUUCCGCAAGGAGAUGUCACAGUUUAUUGUGCAAUGCCUUAAUCCAUACCGCAAACCAGAUUGCAAGCUGGGCCGUAUCAGUAACACAGAUGACUUCAAACAUCUUGCUAGGAAGCUGACUCACGGGGUAAUGAACAAGGAACUGAAGUCUUGCAAUAACCCUGAAGAUCUUGAAUGUAACGAGAACGUCAAACAUAAGACCAAGGAGUACAUCAAGAAGUACAUGCAGAAGUUUGGCUCUGUGUACCGGCCCAAGGAAGACACAGAGCUGGACUAACUAGGCUCAAGCAAACCCAGGAACCUCCUGGCAACUCUUUUUCAACUGACACCACCGGCUCUGAGUGGCUGGCCUGAACAUUUGUUGGCGCAUCUGGCAGGAUGGCUCCAGAGCAAACUGUUUGUUCCAAUUACUUUCUUACCAUGUCCUUAAUGCCCACAGGCAAACAGGAAACUGCUGCGGUUUGAAGUGCAGAGGACACACCGAGGGUGCUACACAGACUUCUUCCCAGAUUUCAUGAUCUUUUUAGUCUCUUUAACACUGUCUUCUCAAAAUUACCUUAAAGGCAAUGCAUUCAGUCUCAUCACCUUGACAAGGCAAAUAAUCUUCAACUCUAUUAUAGAUUAUAGUUCUUUGUGAGAUGACUUGUGAAGAAAGACAAAAGAAUAAGUGGACCAUUAUAAUCCUUUUCCCCUGCCACCUCACGCUGUUACUGUAGUUGUGUUACCAAGGGCUUUUGUAAGUUUGGCUGCUCUGCAUAAAUUUCCAGAUCUUCAUUGAUAUUAGUCGAGGAUGAUGAAGGAAUGCCAUGAACUUCUGGCUUUGCAGUUCAGACAGAUGCUAAGGAUUUUGUAAUGUCUCAGAAGUGAACCUAUACAUGUGUCCAACUACCCACAUAACUGGUUGUCGUCUUCUUGGACUCACUGGCCAAGUGUUAUGCUCAACAUUGUUUUUAUGAUUUUUAGACUAUGGAAUAUAAUUACGUGGAAGUGUGCAGGUAUGUAAUCUAACCCCAUUUUCUCUUGUCCCUUUUUUCCUCUUGCCUUGGGGGGGAGGUUAUGUAGCAACGAUAUUUUAUUAAGGUCUUUCACACUGUUUUUACUUUAGCAUUUUUAUUCAUGUCGGAAUGGCAUAUGUGAAGCCCUCCAGGAAAUUUGUAGCUUAUUUCUGUGGCCCUCAUGUAAGGAUUGAUCAGGUUUACUGUCCCAUAAGCUCUCGCUAUUAAUCAACUCAUCCCACUUUAUUAACCUGCAUUAAAUCUGUUUCCAAAACAUGUAUUAUAUUGCUUUAUAUGUGAAUAUAUUGAGAGUUAGUUUUUGAGACCAUUAGCAGAGACUUUGUGAAAGGACUGUGGGGGUCCACGAUUUCUUGUGUACAUAUGUGUAAUUAUACCAAACCGGAAAAUGGGAUUAGAUGGACGUGAAUAGAUCAGAGUCCUCAUUCCCGUCAGCGUGGCUCCGGUGUUCCUACGGUAAGCAGGAUUCCAAACUCUCCCACUGCUCUGUAUGUUGGGUUGGGUUUUAAUGGUGGGGGUGUCAUUAUCUUUUCUUUUUUCCUUUUUUCUUUCUCUGUAGAAAGACUUUGGAUCUUUUUUUAUGUAUAAAUGGGAGUCUCACCCCACUCCACUGUAAGUACUGUGCAAGCACAUUGUCAUACUGAGUGUAAAAACAUUUUAAGAUAAAAUAAACUGUUUUCUA